Molecule: messenger RNA, 745 nt
Organism: Scleropages formosus (Asian bonytongue)
Lineage: Eukaryota; Metazoa; Chordata; Actinopteri; Osteoglossiformes; Osteoglossidae
Gene: uqcc5
Product: ubiquinol-cytochrome c reductase complex assembly factor 5
Exons: 2
Coding region: 171-416 (81 amino acids)
Source: RefSeq, a predicted model, not a curated record
CGUCACAGAUGUCGGUCGUGGCUUCACUACGGAGGUUACUGUUGCAGCGUGCGGUCGCUGGUAGUGGAAACAAUACUAGGGCGUUAAUGUGCAAGGAGACUUUUUUCUUGUACGAAAUGAUUGAUUUUGCUGUUUAAGUGGUUUUCCUUAAACGCGUAAGAAAAAAAAAAAUGCUACACAACAGGGAGAGAAUAAGGUACGUUCUGAGUCUGGUGCCUGGCAAGCGGCGCUUUGGGACGUACCGGUUCCUGCCCUUCUUUUUCUGCCUCGGGGGAGUCAUGGAGUGGGUCAUGAUCAACGUGCGCAUCGGAAAGGAGACCUUCUACGACGUGUACCGACGGAAACGGUCCGAGAGACAGUACCAGCAGAAAGCCGAAGAUGGACUGGUUGGACACGUGGAAGUGGCCGAGAAGUGAACUGCCUCUUGGACAGUCAAACACGGGCAGUUGUGUAAACACAUCUCCCGAUACAUAAUUCUCCUUGCUGUUCUUUAUUGAAAAAGGGAUGGUUCAUAUUUAAUAAGCCUUGUAAGCCAGCCUAGAUUCCGUUAACAGCAUGACCGGUGGAAAAAAUACGGCUGUUUUGGAGUAAUACAAUGUAUUUUAAUAGAUCUUUGAAUAUUAAGCCCACUGGAAUUAAUCAGUUACCAUUUCUUGGUGCUCGUUUAAUUUUGUACAUCUCAAGACAUCCAGUUUGUUGAGGUAUUGGCACUUUUAUCAUUCUCACCAGAUCCUUUUGUUUAGAA